Hyposmocoma kahamanoa is the source of this 3524-nucleotide messenger RNA. RefSeq lists its product as uncharacterized. Gene Ontology annotation, cellular component: plasma membrane. The transcript has 11 exons. Gene Ontology annotation, molecular function: protein binding. NCBI's taxonomy places the organism in Eukaryota, Metazoa, Arthropoda, Insecta, Lepidoptera, Cosmopterigidae. The coding region runs from base 1 to 2961 and encodes 986 amino acids. The record is from RefSeq and is a predicted model, not a curated record.
AUGGGCGGCGCGGCGCUGGCGCUGGCGCUGCUGGCGGCGGCGGCGAGCGCGGCGCGCGCGGCGGGCGGCUGCGGCGUGGCCGAGUGGGCGUGCCGCAGCGGGGGCUGCGUGCGGCUGGACGCCUUCUGCGACGGCAGCGCGGACUGCGCCGACGGCAGCGACGAGCCGGCGGGCUGCACCGUGUGCAACCGCACGUACUACGGGCGCGUGGGCGUGGCGUACUCGCUGGGCGUGCGCGAGGCGCCGCGCGUGCCCUUCCUGUGCCACCUGACGUUCACGGCGGGCGGAGGCGCGCACGGCGACCUGGUGCAGUUGGCCUUCGAGGAGUUCCGCGUGGGUCGCUACGAAGUCGGCGCGCUGGACGGCUGUCCCGAUGGCUACAUGCAGCUGUCGGAACUGGGCCGGCCCUUUACGGGCGGCUCGUGGUGCGGCUCCGCCGAAGGCGCCGCGCUCUACUACAGCGAGACGUCCACCGUUACAGUCUCGAUAAAGCUUUUCCGCGCGCGACUCGGCGAGCCUUUCGGGUUCCGGUUACGUUACAAGUUCCUCGCUCAGCGCGACGCCGUCGUCAGGUUUGGCGCGUUGGAAGCGCCGUUGGAGCGCGGCGCGGUGUCACCGGGCACGUACUGCACGCGCACGUACGAAGAGUGUCACCGCAAGCCGUGCAAGUUGCAGAGCCCCAACUACCCUGGCAUGUACCCCAGAAAUGUGACAUGCUAUUGGAGCCUGCGGCAGAAAGACAUCCCGACGUGCAAGCAUGCUAUGAUUUCUGUGCGCCAGGAGUAUUCUCAUAAGAUGCAGAUUAAACGAUCUAUCGCUGUAGCCAGCAUGAACAAGACCGGUCGCGCAGUUCGCGCGUGGAGAGAGUGUACUGGAGAGCGGGAUAGGUUGAUCGUGUACGACGGCGCGUCGACGGAUGACCCCGUGCUGGUGGAGUACUGCGGCGGCGACUGGCUGCCGCGCGUCACGUCCCGCGGCCCGGAGAUGCUCGUAGCGUUUCACUCGUCGCCGUUCUCGGCGCCGUUGCGGCCCGCGCAGCCGGCGGCCCCACUGCGAGGUUUCGAGCUAGACGUCGAUGUAAUCUUCGCCGAUUCCGACUCGCUCGACUACGCGAGAGAGGCGCGGCGCUGCGAGUUCCACGUGAAAGCGUCUUCGGCGGAGGAAGAGAGCAACGUGACGGCGGCAGGCGCGCUGGGCGUCGUCGCGGGGACGCUGGGCGCGGGACGCGGGCGGCGCGGAUUGCUGCGCGCGCCCGCGCAUACUUUGCCACCCAACACUACUUGUGCGUGGACAUUCCACGGCCGCCCAGGUGACCUCGUGUGGAUCUAUUUCUCGAGCUUCACUCAGUAUUCGCUGGUCGAGUCGCGACGAACGGACAGCGCGGAACGGGAAGAGGACACCGCAGCGGCCACUUCAGCCGCGACGCCGCUCGCGCGACCUGCGCCGACGGCGAGGCAGCCGGGCGCGGCCGGCGCUGGGCCGUGCGCCGUCGAGCUGCGCAUUUGGGACGGCGGAGGCGCCGGAGCCGCGCGACUCGUCGGCCAGUACUGCGACUCCGCGCCUGCGCUUUGCGCCCGAGCCGCUCUGGCGAACGCUACGCGCGUACCUCGACCCUGUUCGCCUCCCGACGGGUACGUGUCAUCGACGGCUCUGUUAUCGCUCGCGGCCACCACGCUGCCGGGCACGGCGACGCAUCCUUUGGCGUUCGCGCUGCACUACGAGUUCGUGGACGCGCGGCUGGAGGGCGAGGCGUGGGGCGGCGCCGCGCCGCGGGCGGAGCCGGCCGCGUGCUCGCGCCUGCUGCUUUCGCCGGGCGAGUUCGCGUCGCCUCGCAACGCGCUGUGGUUCGGGCGCGGCGGCGCUCGUCGCCUGCGCUGCGUCUACCGCCUGCAGGCGGAAGGAUCGCACCUGGAACUCGCGUUGACGGCGGCCGCCUUCGGCCGCGACCCUCGCUGCGCCACCCGAUCCGACCCUCGCACCGGGCGACUCGCGUGCUCGCCCUCCCCGCCCGAUUCCGCGGGGUCGCGCGCGUCCGCUGCUCUCGAACCGAACGUCGAAUUCGAGGACGAAGACGACCCGGCAACCGUGCCGCACCUGUGGGUUUACGAGUCGCCGUGGCCCGGCUACAGGGUGCCGCUGGCGUGUCUGUGCGACAACAGCAGCGCGCCUCUGCGGCUGGGCGGCGCGGGCGCGGUGGAGCUGGAGCUGGCGGCGGGGCGGCUGGCGGCGCGCGAGGACCAUCGGCAUCUGCAGUUUCGCGGCUCGUGGGCGCGCGGCGGCUCGUCGCGCUGCGCGGCGCAGCGCCGCCUGCCGCCGCCCGGCGCCAGCGUGCGCCUCGCCUUCCCUUACGAUAACGAUCGCGUCUCCGCCUGCGGCGAGACGCCGUUCUUGCUGGCGGCCCACGGCAACCGCUCCGUGUGGCUGCGCGUGUGGGGCGACGAGGUGCCGGCGGCACCUACGCCCGCUGCCGACGCGCCCCCCGACCCGCCGCCCUGCCACACCGCAAACCGUGUGCUAAUCUACGACGCGCACACGUCACGGCUGGUGAAGGCCAUCUGCCCGAGCGCGGACAGCGGCGAAGAGGAGCGCGCGCGCAGCGUGCAGGUGUUCAGCGGCAACUGGCGCGCGGGCGGCGCCAGCGCGGCGCUGCUGCUGGUGUGGGCGGGCCGCGAGGCGGGCAGCGCGCGCUUCGUGUGGAUGGAGGUCUGGCGCGCGCAGCAGCCGCAGCAGCCGCCGCAGCCGCACAACGCCACCGCCGCCUGCGAGUUCCCCUGCGCGACGCUGGGCGCCUGCAUGGACGCCGGUCUCUGGCUGCUGCUGCUGCUGGCCCUGCUGGCCGCGGGCUGGCUGCGCCGGCGCAGCGCGCGCCGCGACAAGCGCGUGCUGGGCGCGCUGGCGGCCGGCCGCCGCCUCACCGAGGAGCUGCUGUACGACGCGUCGCGCACCUCCACGGCCUCCUGACACCGCGAGCGCUCCGUCGAGUACAUCCACGUGGACCGCGAGACCACCGUGUGACGGAGCGCCGCCCCCCGCCGCUGUACAUACCGCCGCGAGGCGCCUCUGUACAUAUUAAUCCGUACUGAUGUAGCCGCGCACGUCCGACCGUAGCGUAUCGUAUCCCGCACGGUAGUGUAUACUAGUGAGUGGGCCGAGCGAUCGGCCCUAGUGUAAAUAAGUCGUCGACGAGUAGUGGGACCGCGUGAUCCUCGAGAGUCGUGAGCGUUGUGAAUCGUGAGUGAAAUCUCCGAGUGACCGACUCCAAGUGAUAUUAAAUGGUGUUAUAUUCGUUAUGAUUCCUUUGUCUAUUCUCGUUAUUCAUUCUAGAUUGCGUUGGUCUUCGGACGAGUGAUUUGUUGUGACUUCAAGUGCCGUUAAUUUGCCCGGCGGCGCGACGCGUUCGACCGCCGACCGACGUUCGUUCCGAUCUAAAUUGUCCCUACGCUAUUGAUGAUUGUUUCGGAGAACUAUCCCGUCCCUCGUUUUCACCUAAGUUACUAAAUAAAAGAUAAUUAAAAAUAAUAGUU